GUAGUAAUAUUUUCCACAACAAUAAACCAGCCCUAGUUCCUGAGCGGGACGUGACGUAACUGGUCGGGGCUUUCCUCCAUGACGUCAGCCAGCGGCGGGGCGGGGCCGAGAUUAGUCCGAGUUUCAGCGCCGAUCUCCGGGGAAGCAGAACAAGCAGAGGCCGCUGUCACCUGCCAGAACCGGAGCUACCCACCACCACCACCACCUCCUGCUGCUGCUGCUGCCCGAGAGCAGAGAGGCCGGAGCGGCCACAGGACGGAGGUUCAGACCCGGUUCAGAGCCGCAGCUUCGGAGAGACAGAGCGAGGCAGCGCGGGGAGGACGCCCGGGAGAGGAGGCGAAGAAGCGGCCGUGGCGUCGCUGCUCAGCCGCAGAAACCCGGUCCUGAGUGAGAACACACUGCUCCGAGAGGCCGACGUGCAACACCAGCGAGAGGCGGACGAGCAGAGGAGCGGCUCUGCAUCCAGCUGGAGAGAAUUAAACCCAAGCUGAGGGACUGUUACUCAACAAGCUCUGUGGAAUCUUCUCCUUCACCCACUUCUGUUUUCAAGAGGAGUCACUGAAACGGACGAGGAUCUUUUUGUACGACAGUGAGAAUCUUGAAUGUUUGACCCCGACAUCUGCCUGAGGGAUGAACCACCUCGGACUCUUUCUUCUUCGUGAACCUUUCUGCUGCCGGAUUUGAAAUCGAAUUUUUUCACUUUCAACUUGGGUAAUCUCUCUUGUGUUCUGUUUUUGUCUCUUAUCUCACUCUGUGUUUUUCUGAUAACAGUUUUGGUUUUGGUAAGAGGAAGAGAAGGACGUGACACGGGGAGCUUUCUCUGCCAGGAGCCUGAACAUCAUUUGAAUUCCAGUUUGGCUUUUACAAGACACUCCUUUGUGUGUGUUUGCCUGAGUGUGUGUUUGUUGUCGCUCACUGUCCCUCUGAGAUACAUUAACGUGUAUCAAGGGACAAUAACAGCCCUGUGUGUCUCUUCUGGGAAAAUGGGAUCAGAAAAAGACUCAGAGUCGCCGCACUCCUCGGUGAGCGGUGUCCCCAACCCUAAGUGCCGUGCGGCGGGCAAACGCCAGGGCCGCAUCUCCUUCCACAGCCUUUUCCACAGCAAACGCGGCUCUCGGGGCACCAGGGGCCCCAAAGGAGCAGCGGCCACCCCUUUAUCCCUUCAUCACCAACACCUCCACACUCAACAACAGCUCCUGCCUUCUGCCUUGAGCUCCGCGCCCGUCGCAGCCCCUGCUACGCCCACAACUACCACCACCACAGCCACUGCGAGCCCCCAGGACGCUGCCUCCGGCACCCCGUCCAAGCCACUGUCCUCCAGCCAGCAGUCCCUGGGUGGAGCCCCUUCCUCUGGGGAGGCCAACCUUCUCGAGUGCCCCCUGUGCCUGGUGUGCCAGCCCGCCGAGCAGCUCCCUGAGCUGCUAGGGUGCAGCCACCGCUCCUGCCUCUGCUGCCUGCGCCAGUACCUCCGCAUCGAGAUCACAGAGAGCCGAGUCCAGCUCAGCUGCCCCGAGUGCGCCGAGAGACUUUCCCCGCGGCAGGUGGCGGACAUCUUGGAUGACGCAGCCCUGCUGGAGAAGUAUGAGGAGUUCCUCCUGCGGAGGUGCCUCGCCUCCGACCCGGACUGCCGGUGGUGCCCGGCGCCCGACUGUGGCUUCGCCGUCAUCGCCUCGGGCUGUGCCAGCUGUCCCAGGUUGGUCUGUCGCAGAGAAGGCUGCGGCGCCGAGUUCUGCUACCACUGCAAACAGGCCUGGCACCCCAACCAGACCUGUGACUCUGCCCGGCAACAGAGGGCGCAGUCCCUGCACACCCACAGCAACCACUCCCCCAGCUACACCCAGGAGCAGGGACCUGCUGAUGACAUCAAGCCCUGUCCUCGAUGUGGCGCCUACAUCAUCAAGAUGAACGAUGGCAGCUGCAAUCACAUGACCUGCGCCGUCUGCGGCUGCGAGUUCUGCUGGCUCUGCAUGAAGGAGAUCUCCGACCUGCACUACCUCAGUCCAUCCGGCUGCACAUUCUGGGGGAAGAAGCCUUGGGGCAGGAAGAAGAAGAUUCUGUGGCAGCUGGGAACUCUGAUCGGAGCUCCGGUGGGAAUCACCCUCAUCGCGGGCAUCGCCGUUCCUGCCAUGGUCAUCGGCAUCCCGGUCUACGUCGGCCGCAAGAUCCACGCCCACUACGAGCUGAAGAAGUCGUCCCGUCACCGGAGGAACUUGGCCAUCACAGGAGGCGUGGCCCUGUCCAUCAUCACCGCCCCUGUCAUCGCAGCUGUCAGCGUUGGCAUCGGUGUUCCCAUCAUGUUGGCCUACGUGUACGGCGUGGUGCCCAUUUCCCUGUGUCGAGGAGGCGGCUGUGGCGUGAGCAGAGGGAAGGGCCGAGGCAUGCGAAUCGACUUUGAUGAGGACGACGGACCAAUCACAGUGGCGGAUGCGUGGCGUGCGCUCAAGUCUCCGAGCCUGGGCGAGAGCAGUCUGGACGGGGCAGUCAGCGGCCUGAGCACCACCUCCCCCAGUGAGGGCCUCUCUGUGGCCCCCGGGACUCUGGGGGACACACCCCACUUCAACACCUUGGCGGGGGGGGCCCUGGGGACCCGCAAUGGCAAAUACAGCAGGCUGGAGGUCCAAGCAGCCGAGUUGGCUAAAGAAUCCGCCCAGAGGGAGACGGGCAGCCUGGGGGCCGGGAGCGACUGUGCCAGCACCAGAGGGAUGGCCGGAUCCAUCAUCUCGUCCUACACGCUACCUGACAGGGAGUGCACCAACCUGGAGAUCCAGGUGGACAUCGAGACCAAACCCAGCCAUCUCUGCCUGACCAGCGAAGAGGACCUAACCCCUCCUCCGGGCUCCGCCGCCAUGGCGACCGCAUCCGGCGGGGAGGAGCCUCAGGACUGCAGCUCCAGAAGGGGCGGGGCUUUAUCCGGCUCUGCGCUGGGACUGUCGUCAGUGGUGUCAAUCAGGGAGGGGCUCCGAGACGUGACCCUGGCUCAGCCGGAGAGCAUCCGCAGCGACCUGGAGAUGUCGGACACACAGUCAGACGACAUCGCGGAGCUGACGUCGGAUGACUGUGACUCGCCUCACCCCAAAAGCUGUCACCAGGCGGCGGGCCAGCAGCCCCAGCCCCCCUCCUGCCGAGCCCUGAACCCCUCCACCGAAGGCCUUCACUGUCCCCUGGACGUCAACGUCAUCCUCUACGUCUGAGAGAAAACUCGCUCUCAGGAUUGCACAAAAACCGAAUCCCCGACAUUUACAUUUAAACUCUCCCUUUCUUCAUCGCUGUCUUUCUGUCGCCAUUUCUCAUUUGCUGCUUUUGCGACUCACGGUCACCGUCUUAAACACAGACAGAGUCCACUUGCUUUCGUCCGUCUGUCUUAUCUAUCUACCUGUCAAUCUCCUCACUGAGUAAAUUGUCAGGGUUCUACCUCUGAGAUUUAUAAGAUGAUGAUUUAUGUUUACUCCUUGGUGCAAAAUGCCUUGGCUACUUAAGCAAAAAAACAAGAGAAAAAAACAAGAGGUACAAAUUUUCCACAUGAAAUAGUACAACAAAAAAAAAAAAGAAAUUGUGAAACGAGGUGAAAUGUCACCAAAGCACAGCGGAGGGAGCCGGACUGUUGUUAGGAUGUGAGCUGAAGACGAGGGGAUGUUUAUAACAAUGUGUGAGUGAAUGUCGACUUAUUACUCAACUAUUGUGGCUUUAUUUUCCCAUUUUCUUCUAUUUAUAUUCCGAUGACCCUUGAAAUUGAAUCAUCUGCCGUGUGCAUGAGUCUGCAUGAGCCGUGUCUUGUGUGAAAGAGUUUAAAAAGGGCAGCGAGUUUCUGUUGCACUGGCGAAAGUUAAAGUUUACUUAAAGAGAGAAGCUGCACUCGAAUCUCACGUUAUUCUGCACAGAGGAGGGAGAGGAGGAGUAGUUUGGGUUUCCGACGUGUGGACAGACUCUGACCCACUUGAAUGUUGUGUGCGUGUGCGUGUGCGUGUGCGUGUGCGUGUGUGUGAAUGAAUGGACUCCUGAUGAAUGUACCUGUUUGUCCCACUUUGUUUUUGAAUGAGCACUCGUGCACUUUAUCUGAAUUUAUCUUAUUUAUCUUUUUUGCUCUUCGUCAUCUGUUGCUAUGAGUUUGUUUACUUCAGUUGCAUAAAAAAAACGUUUGUGGUACAACUAAAAUAAAUCAGCUACCAAAAGGCCUUUCAUGUCGGAUGUAACUCAAGAAGAGUUUGGCUCAAAAACAUUUUAUAACCACGUUGAAAACUUAACGCUUUGUCAAAUGUAUCAUUCAUUAUUUUUAACCUUGAGGACAUCCCAUGUUUUAUCCCAUUUAUAAUCCAAGGACUAUAAUAAUCUUUAGCUUUUCCUUUAUGAUGUUAUGUUGUCUUAAUCUUCUUUUAUCGGUCGAUGAUUGUUUGUUUUGGAGCCAAACACUUUGAUUGUCGAUGCCAAUAAGCUUUUUCUUAGUCAUCCUCACUAGCCUGACUUGCUUCUUAGCUUCGUAUCACCUCUGUGCUUCUGUGUAAAAAGGUUCUGCAGGUUCUCCUUCAACCCACGAGGACUCCACCUGGAAACCUUUCGUUCAUCUCAGAGUAGCUUUAUGGAUUUAGCUGCUUAUGUAACUCAGCAGUGCUUCUUUCGGUCCGCACUUAUCACUUGUUUCCUGGCUGCCUGUGAGUAAACACAAAGAAAAUGUACUACGAACGGAAAACCGAAAACUUCCUGAAAGAGUCUGAAUGAGCGUUACUGGUUCCUGUCUUCAUUUGAAAAGGUUUUAGAGUAUAUAGAUAGCAAUACUGUAUUUAAGUGUGGUUAUUCUGUUUGUGUAUUUCCUGUCACUGUCGAAGCUCCGCCUCGUGCGGGGUUGUACAAGCAGGACUGUGAAAGACAACUUGUGGACCUUCGAGGGGGAAAAAAUAAACACAAUCUGACGUUGCACCAAA
Hippoglossus stenolepis (Pacific halibut) is the source of this 4916-nucleotide messenger RNA. It is a transcript of the gene rnf19b, whose product is annotated as ring finger protein 19B. Bases 984 to 3191 code for a protein of 735 amino acids. Gene Ontology annotation, cellular component: ubiquitin ligase complex; cytoplasm. The transcript is spliced from 10 exons. NCBI's taxonomy places the organism in Eukaryota, Metazoa, Chordata, Actinopteri, Pleuronectiformes, Pleuronectidae. Gene Ontology annotation, molecular function: zinc ion binding; ubiquitin protein ligase activity; ubiquitin conjugating enzyme binding. The record is from RefSeq and is a predicted model, not a curated record. Gene Ontology annotation, biological process: ubiquitin-dependent protein catabolic process; positive regulation of proteasomal ubiquitin-dependent protein catabolic process; protein polyubiquitination.